Colletotrichum phormii is the source of this 756-nucleotide messenger RNA. Its product is annotated as superoxide dismutase. The coding region runs from base 1 to 756 and encodes 251 amino acids. Gene Ontology annotation, biological process: superoxide metabolic process. The record is from RefSeq and is a predicted model, not a curated record. The transcript has 3 exons. Gene Ontology annotation, molecular function: metal ion binding. Lineage: Eukaryota; Fungi; Ascomycota; Sordariomycetes; Glomerellales; Glomerellaceae.
AUGAAGUCCUUCUCCAUCGUCUCCAUCAUCGCCGCCGCGGUUGUCGGUCGUGUCGCUGCCCAGUCCACUGGUGAACUUGGUAAUGCCACCAUCGUCUCCAACUCGGCCGGUGUUGUCUACGAGGCCGUCCUUCCCGAGAAGCCUUUCUACAAGGCAGGCUCGUUGGAGGGCAACGUCCAGGGCUCCAUCGUCGCCGUGACUGCCCCCGACGGCAAGGGUGUCGAGUUCAAGGUCCGAUUCUCGAACCUCCCCAAGGAGGGCGGUCCCUUCACUUACCACCUCCACGUCGAUCCCGUCCCCGAAGAUGGCAACUGCACCAAGACGCUCGCCCAUCUCGACCCCUUCAUCCGCGGCGAGGCGACCAAAUGCGACAGCUCCAAGCCCGAGACGUGCCAAGUCGGUGACCUGAGCGGCAAGCACGGCGCCGUCGCCGUCGACUACGAAAAGACCUACGUCGACCCGUACCUCUCCAUCGUCGAGGGCCCCGGCUCCUUCUUCGGCAACCGCAGCUUCGUCUUCCACUUUGCCAACAAGACCCGCAUCAGCUGCGCCAACUUCAAGCUCAUCACCAAGCCCGACUCGCACGACAACUGCUCCACCACCACCGCGGCGACCAUGAGCGGAACCGGCGCCGCCCCUACCGCCACCUCUUCGCCGACGAGCUCCAUCGUGCCGUUCCCCGGUGCCGCCUCGAUCAGCGGCGCUUCCAUCUCGCUCAUGAUUGCCGGUUUCGCUGCUGUCAUGUUCGCGCUAUGA